This is a messenger RNA of Stylophora pistillata, 3135 nucleotides long. RefSeq lists its product as uncharacterized. Gene Ontology annotation, molecular function: protein binding; ubiquitin protein ligase activity. Lineage: Eukaryota; Metazoa; Cnidaria; Anthozoa; Scleractinia; Pocilloporidae. The record is from RefSeq and is a predicted model, not a curated record. Gene Ontology annotation, biological process: proteasome-mediated ubiquitin-dependent protein catabolic process; protein polyubiquitination.
GACUCAGGGGAAAAUGUUACAUGCUUUGACAGCAUCGAAAGAAAUCGUUGACCAAGGUGACUUAAACGUUAAACAUGAGAUAAAACUCAACAUUGACACUCAAAAGGGGACAUUCAAACGCCAGUUUGCACACCCACAGAUCUUUUUGAAACACAACACGCGUUCCCCCACAGAAGGACUCCAUGGCUUCCUUAACCAUUUAGAAAACGACUACCACCUGAGCACUAAAGAAUUGAAGUUUGACUGCUUCGAGGUAGGAAUGACAUGCCCAGAGCCGAUCUUCGAAAGACCGUCGAGAGAUUACCGUAAUGGUAAACUGAAUAAACUCGCUGAGAGAUUCCUUCUGACCAAUAAAGUGCAAAAGAAACUUAACCUGCAUGGUAUUGGCAUAAGAACUGUCGUUAAAGAAGAGGAACUUGUGAAGUCAUCGAGAAGGGUUUCAAAAUCAGGUGUCAUUACGGCCGUUAUGAGAAUUGAGAUCGUAACCCAAAACCACGGCACAUGUAAUCGCAAAUUUGCAUCAGACAUAAAUAUUUUCAAAAAACGCGAUUCGUUCUCUUCAAGUAAUGGACUGGGUGAUUUCCUUAAGCGCGUAGCUCGUGAUUAUUUCCUAGAAACCCCAUUUUUUGGUUUUGGCUGCUUAGAAGUACGAAUGGAGUGCCCCUCCUUGGAGAUCCUUGAAAAGCUGUGGAAAAACUACCGUUCUGGUCGCCUCAAUGAAAUCGUUAAGAGAUACCUUCUGACUGAUGAAGAGAAAAAUGAAGCUGAACUAAACAUGGUAAACUUAACGACCUUGAUCAAAGACGACGAGUACAACUCAUGUAGGAAGUCGUUCUCUGAAGUUGCUGAGCAAUUGGGAGGAGGUGUUAGUCCAGGCACAAUUGGAGAACCACAUGAAGUGAAGAUUAAAGUUUCCCUCGACCAGAUUGACCUCAAAAAAGAGGAAAAAUUCAAUCAACAUCUUGUAGAACAAAUCUCAAUGCUCAUGGAGUACAAUACAUUUUCUCCAAGUGGAGGAGUAGGUAAAUUCAUCGAGUACAUAAGAAACGUGCACAACCUCCUUAUCAAAUCCUUGGGACUCGGCUGCCUAGAAAUACAAGUGGAAUGCCUCACCCUGGAGAGCCUUGAAGGUUUGAAGAAUGACUACUGUUCUGGUGACCUCAAUGAAAUGGCUGAGAAGUUCAUUCUGACUGAUGAGGUGAGAGAGGAACUGGACCUGAAUGAUGUCAGUUUUAAAACUACCAUCAAAAGAGAAGACUACCUGGCAUGCAGGAAGUCUUUCUUGAACGAAGUGGAACCAUUCAGCGAAAUCACAAAUCCAGAAAUUAUUGCAUCUAGUCACACCGACCAUUCGAAGUCACAACCUGAAGGAAACGGUUUAAAAGAAGCUGAACAGGGCGCUGAAGCUAACUUCACGAUAACUACACGAGAUUCAGAAGGAAAACAGAUUUACAGCGAACAAGAACACGUAAUCGUCACUAUCAGAUCUCCAAGAUGGGGAAUAAAAGCAGAAACCAUAGAUUUAAAAGAUGGUAACUACUCAGUAGGUUACAAACCAAAGUGUGCAGGGCGACACGACGUUACAAUCGAGAUUGAAGGAUGGCCACUGACCGGUAGCCCCUGGAGAGUAAAGGUGAAGCCACUUCAGUAUAAAGUGAUUAAGUCGUGUGGUUCACCCGGAAAUGGAGAAGGAGAAUUUAAUGGACCGCGCAGUAUUGUACAGAAUAAAUUCUCAGGAGACAUUGCCGUGGUAGAUACGUUAAAUAACCGCCUUCAGGUUUUUGAUGAGAAUUUGAAAUACCUCAGGACGAUAGGAGGCGAGGUGGGAUCGCCAACUGGUGAAGCUGUGAUGAUUGAUCAUCCUUUGUCUGUAGCAUUUUUAAGGGAUGGUGAUAUGGUAGUCAUCCAUAGCAUUGAGUGUUCCCCGACACACAUGUCUCUAAUCACUGAGGAUGGUCAGUUUAUCCGAAAGUUUAGUGAGCGCGUGUUUCGUCCUUCGACUGUUUUUGUCAGAAAUGGUGAUGAUGGUGAUCACGUGAUCGCUUGUGAUAAAGCUGACCGGAAAAUCAAGGUCCUUUCCCCAGACGGUGUGCAAUUACUACAAUUCUUUGGUGAUCCGGAUUGCGACGAUAGCCCCGCAUGUGUUUUUUAUCAUUGUGAUAAGUUCUUUGUGUCGUAUCACCUUGCUAACUGCAUAAAGGUUUUCAAUGAGGAGGGUGAAUUUAUUUUUAAUAUUGGCUGCGAGGGUUCUGGUGAAGGACUGCUAAAUUAUCCUUGCGGCCUUGUUGUUGACGCUUUUGAUAACCUGAUCGUCUGUGACAACCGCAGCAAUAGACUGCAAAUGUUUACCCAGGAUGGUGAAUUUCUCAGUUCCUUUUAUCAAGAAAUCCAAUCACCCUGGGGUAUGGCGAUUUCAAAAACUGGUGACUUGCUGCUUACUGAUAUGGGAAAGCAGCGUAUUAUCAUUUUACAAUAAGCUUGUUCUUUUUUUUCCUUUCCAGAAGUCCUUCCUGUAACACACUCUCGAUGGACACGCUCAUCAUUAUUUUUCUCAGUUCAUCUCAAUAAGCAAAGCAUUAAACAACAUCUGACAGGUAAUCAAGACGAAAGAAAUGUUACUGCCGUCACAAACGUAAUGAUCAAAGAAAAUGACUUAAUUAUAUGUCUAAGUCGUUAAAAUAUUUCAGACAUCGACGAGAAGGGAGAGAGGGGCGGGUUAUUGGAACACUGAUAUGCCCAAUUUUUCUCUACAUGAGAUAUCAAUUUACCGUAAGAUUGUAACCUAUUUAGACACCAAACGCCACAAUUUAAGAUACCAUAUGGCGAGUGAGAAAGAUUCCGGAAACUUAAGUACCCAAGCACGCUCUCGAGCCUCCAUUAUUGCUUUAAAGUGCGGAAAAAACAGAGUCUAUUCUUAGCUGUAAGUCAUCGAAGACGGGCAAAGGAUCGAGCACUGGGUGGGAAACGGCGGUUAUGGUCGUGAGGAAAAUAGCCUAGUCCUGCAAUUUUUUGCGCGCGGUCGCUUUUUGGCUCGUGCCCACAUUAACCGUGAGCCUGGCUCAAGCUAGCUUAGGCUCAUCUGGGGUAUACUAUAUUUGGCUCCUUUGAUAGAAUGAUAAAACUCAGUACUUGUGA